This is a messenger RNA of Astrephomene gubernaculifera, 3788 nucleotides long. NCBI's taxonomy places the organism in Eukaryota, Viridiplantae, Chlorophyta, Chlorophyceae, Chlamydomonadales, Astrephomenaceae. The record is from the annotation of a GenBank genome assembly.
CUCAUCGGCUCACGUCGAAUUCACCAUUUUUCCAAAUGCAACCCGUUACAAACAUUGUCUACAACCAACUAUUGCUCUAGGUAUAUGCGAUAACUACAAAUGCAGGCAAUAGACAGCCAACAGCCUGCGAAGAAGCGGAAAUGGGACAUUCCGGGGCCAGGAACCUUGCCUCAGACUGUUACCCAGCUGGGUCAGGUUUCGGGUUCUGGUGGCUUAGCUGCUGUGGGAUCGGCGGCUCCAUCUGUAGAUAUUGCGCUUGCACAAGCUGCUGCGGCAGCUCUCUUUAGUAAAUAUCAUCCUGGCGCCCAGGCGAAGCCUACUCCCACAGCGCCAGUCAUAGCUGCGUACUCAGCAGUUGUGGCCACAGAUUCAAAGCCAUUCGAUCACUCACGGGAGGUCUAUAUCAACGACGCGGCUACGGGGGUCCGCAUCCACCUGACCAAACGCGGAGUUCAGGAUGAAAUCCAGUCUCGCACCGGCACUAUCAUUGUUACGAGGGGCCGAUACUAUGCGCCGGGUGUUGCGCCGGAUGGAAAGGAUAAGCCGUUGCACCUCCUGGUGAAGCCUGGGGCCAACGCUGGAACGACUGACGAGCAAAAGCAGCAGGCGGUCAGCAACGCAAUCUCCGACAUUCAGCGCAUCUUGAAUGGCAUGCCCCCCGGCCGGCCCGCGCCUGCGGCAGGUCACCACGCCGGCACGGCUCCUCCCCCUCACCCACCUCCCUACGGCGUUGCCCCACCACCGGCGGGGCCCCACCACCACCAUCCACCACCUCCGGCGGGCUACGGACCGCCGCCACCGUACGGAGCACCGCCCCCUGUCGUACCGGGAGCGGCCCCGCCGCCACCUGCUGGGUACGGCUACCCUCCCCCGACGGCGCCGCCAGCCGGCACACCGCCGUCGCAUCCGGGUCGGGACAGCAGCAGUGGAGGGGCGGGAGCAGCAGCGCCGGCGGGAGGCUGCAGCUGCUCGGUGUUCACGGGCGUCCCGCAGCCGGGGGCGUUUCCGUUGGCUGAGAAGAUUAAGGGACCGGGCGGCACUUUCGUGCAGCACAUCUCCACAACAACGGGGGCAACCGUGCAGCUACGCGGGCGGGGCUCGGGCGAUGCGGAGGGUCCGGACCCGUUGCACGUCCACAUCGCUGCCCCCUCACCCAAGGCGCUAGAGGACGCCAAGAGCCUGCUGUUGGACCUCCUGCGCACCGUGGUGGAGGACUACAGCCGGAGCAACCCCUCGCUGGCGCACACCGUUCAACCGCCAACCGUCAUCCAACUGCCUGCGCAGCAACAGCAGCAGCAGCAGCAACCACCGACACCACCGUACGGCAGCGCUCCUCCGCCGUACCCGCCCCCGUACGGCGCAGCCGCACCGCCCCCUGGAGCUCCGUACUACCCUCCUCCAGGCCACCCGCCGUACUACCCCCCACCGGGUCAGCCGUACCCGCCACCCCAGCCGUACGGCAGUGCACCGCCUCCGUACGGAGCGCCCCCGCCUCCGUACGCUGGCGCCCCUCCGCCGUACAGUUACCAACCUCCGGCUGCUGGUACGACGGCACAACCGCCGCCGUACCACUACCCACCUCCCGGCGCUCCUCCCGGGUACGCAGCUCCGCCGCCGCCGCAGCAGUCCUCAACACCAGGAGCGCACAACCCCUACCCGCCCCCGCACCAGCACCCUCCACCUGCUGGGUAUGGUGUCGCCGCGCCGCCGCCAGCUGCCCCCGCCGCGCCGGCAGCCCCGGCGCCGUACGGCAUGCACCCGCCGCCCGCAACCGCGGCAGCCGUACCGCCUCCAGCGGCAGCAAGCGCACCCCAUGCAGUUCAGCAGGGUGCUCCGGGCGGAGGCAGUUACGCGGGCAUGCACUCGUCGUAUGGAUCAGAGCCGUCCGCAACAACCGGCAAUCAUGCCGCGGGGAGUCACACCCUUGCCGCACAUCAGCAUCAACAACAGCAGCAGCAGCAACAACAAUCGGGUCCGCCGAAGCGCAAGUUCCGGGAAGCUCGUGAGGGGGAGCAGGCUCGGCCUUCCCCCCCUCCGCCAGACAACCCGUACGCCCAGUACGCACAGGCGAUGGGGCGCACACAGCAGCAACCCGCAAGCAACGCUGCAAGCAGCAACGGUAACAACGCCGCCGCCACAAGCAGCUGCAUGCAGGACAGCACCAAGAGCAGCCACAUGGCAAAUGGGGCGGGUGGAGUGACCUUUGUUCCCGCCUCUUCUUCCUCCGGGGGACAACAACAACAGCAGCCGCAGGCGGCAACGUACGGGGGCCAGACGGCUGGGCUAGGAGGUACGCGACCCAUUCGCAGGGGAAGUUGCCCGACAGGAGUUGCCCGAAAGCAAUGCAGAGGAAAACAAUUGCAGGCUGAUACGAAACGUCCAAAUUUGCAGCUAUGAGGCCGACUAAGUCAUCUUUUGUUGUGAUAAGACGUUGUACCAUUCUUUCUGGAGCAUCGCCACUCGUAUCCUUACCGACCUGCUACUAAUUCUGCUGCUCGCUCCAACGCCCCCGCACCACACUCAAACUCCCCAACUGACGCUCCCGCCCCCUCCUCCGCGCUCCCUGCGCCCCUUUCUGACCGUCAUUUGCUCCCUCCCCGUCCCAUGGACCCAUGGGUCACCGCCGCCCGGGCUUCCACAGCUGCCAAUCCCGCCCCUGCCACCGUAGUCUCCGGCGGCGCCUCUGCCGCGAUCGAGCCCGCGUCCACCGCACAGGUUACUGGCUCCCUGCAUGGACUCAUCGGCUACGGUGAUGGUGACGGCGACGACUGACCAUCAUCCUAGGAGAUGUCUCGACUCCUAGCGAAACUAACCCGGCAUGGCUAGGCCCGUUCUGAGCUUUCUGCGUCGUGGUCAACGCCAUGCCUGCUUGGAAUGCUCGGAAUGGUAAGACUGCGGUAACUGUGUCAUGCAGUUUGCAGGUACAACAGGUAACAAGAGCCUUGGGCGGGAGUGGGGUUUGUUAGUAGCUGGUUUCAUAGCCGUUGUAGCCGUUGUCUGGGGGUUCGGAUUGAAUUUCGAACGGGGUUUGAAGGUGGAUAGCCGUUGUCUGGGGGUUGGGUAUGAAUCCCCAAUAGGUUUAUAAGGUGGUUGUUUGUUUAGGCAAUGGUGGCAAGUGGUGUAGCAACCCUUUUGUACACCACUUCUUCUUGGGGCCUUUGCUAACCUUGUUUCUCGUUUGCUGUUGGUUGGUGCUGCUUGUACCGGUAUCAGCAUGGCUGCGGCAAACCCUGCUGUGUGUUUGCUCUCCUGAAGAUAACGUUGCCCGGCUUGCGGAGCUCUUGCGCGCCUGCUGAACAAGUAGUGAGCGAUUGUGAUUUAGGGGAUUGGGGUUGUGGCCGUUGUUGUUUCAAGCGCAGCUGGGUGAAGCAUGGGAGGUAUGAACGAGCCCAUGAUACCAACAUUUGGCUUCGAAUGCUGGGAAGUUGGAGUUCGGCGGCAUGCGGCUUGGCGAAUUCCUUUCAUUACUGUCGUCUUGGUGCCUUGCUUGGCUUACGGUUUCGCAUAGAGCAUGGUUUGGCCAGGACGAUGUGCCUGCCAUGUAGGCAUCGCUCGCUUGCAGUGAAAAUGGCCCCGAGGGGUUGUGUUAACAAUUACGACAGCGGGGGCUACCGAGGGCUAAUGUCAAGGGCUAAUGAGGUGGGGAAGCACGACGCGUGCGAUAUGAUUGUGUAGAGCCGUGAUGGGUUAGGGGGAUGCAAUAGCUUGGUAGGAGAACGAAGGGCACGGUAAAACCGGUGUAACACGAUCGUCGGCGUUUCUUAUUUAUUCUCAUAGCGCACACGUCC